Molecule: messenger RNA, 2501 nt
Organism: Enhydra lutris kenyoni (northern sea otter)
Lineage: Eukaryota; Metazoa; Chordata; Mammalia; Carnivora; Mustelidae
Product: leucine rich repeat containing 14
Exons: 5
Coding region: 548-2077 (509 amino acids)
Cellular component (GO): cytoplasm
Molecular function (GO): kinase binding
Source: RefSeq, a predicted model, not a curated record
AGUAGUAGAGCCGGGGUCCAGGUGCCCCGCAGCCUCAGGCAUGUCCUGUGUGCCUGUCGUUAGCCUGGGUGCGCAUUCCAUGCUGUCUCUACCCGUCUGAGCAGCUCUUGGUCUGGGGCCUACUGAGUCCCAUGGGUCUGAGACUGGGUCUCUCACUGUGGAUCUCCGGGGGGCGGGGGGCAGAGCGAUAAGACAGGUGGCAAGGACCUUGGUGGGUGAGGUUUGCUGUCUGUGGGUCUGUGGGGUCUCCGUGCUUGGCUGUACUACUGGACGGUAGUAGUUAGGACCUGAGGGUCAGGCCUGUCUGGACUCAGCGUUCCCUGGGUGCCAGGCUUUUUUUCCCUUUUGCUAGUGCUUACGAGGCUGCAUCAGUGCUUCUCGCUCCUGUCCAAGGACAAUCCGCCAGAGCUGGAGGAGAGUGGGGAGGAAGAGAGUGUUUCUGAUAAGCCGCUUUGUGACUUGGGAGCCUCAAGUACAAGUCGGGUGGAGGGAGGGCCUGCAGAGCAGUAGCCCUGAAAACCACGCCUAGGCAAGCUGGUCCUUGCCGAUGCCGCGCUGUUUAUGUACCGUGUGGCUUCCUGCCUGGCCCAGCGCGAUGCACACGCUUGUGUUCCUGAGCACACGGCAGGUGCUCCAGUGCCAGCCAGCUGCCUGCCAGGCCCUGCCCCUGCUGCCUCGAGAGCUCUUCCCCCUGCUGUUCAAGGUGGCCUUCAUGGACAAGAAGACUGUUGUGCUUCGCGAGCUGGUGCACACGUGGCCCUUCCCGCUGCUCAGCUUCCAGCAGCUGUUGCAGGAAUGUGCCCACUGCAGCCGAGCCUUGCUGCAGGAACGCCCCAGCACAGAGAGCAUGCAGGCUGUGAUCCUGGGGCUGACGGCCCGGCUCCACACCCCAGAGACGGAGGCUGGCACACAGCCUCUCUGCAGGAAGCAUGCCCUGCGAGUGCUGGACAUGACGGGCCUCCUGGACGACGGUGUGGAGCAGGACCCUGGUACCAUGAGCAUGUGGGACUGCACAGCAGCGGUGGCCCGCACCUGCAUCGCGCAGCAGCAGGGCGGGACUGUGGAGCCUGGGCAGGCCCCCCUUCCUGUGGAGGUUCGUGUGGACCUGCGGGUGAACAGGGCCUCAUAUGCAUUCCUGCGGGAGGCGCUCCGAAGCAGCGUAGGCAGUCCCCUGCGGCUCUGCUGCCGGGACCUGCGGGCUGAGGACCUGCCCAUGCGCAACACCGUGGCUUUGCUGCAGCUGCUGGACGCGGGCUGCCUGCGCCGUGUGGACCUGCGCUUUAACAACCUGGGUCUCCGUGGCCUGUCCGUCAUCAUCCCCCACGUGGCCCGCUUCCAGCACCUGGCCAGCCUGCGCCUGCACUAUGUGCACGGGGACUCCAGGCAGCCCUCUGUGGACGGCGAGGACAACUUCCGUUACUUCUUGGCCCAGAUGGGCCGCUUCACUUGUCUGCGGGAGCUCAGCAUGGGCUCCUCUCUCCUCUCGGGACGGCUGGACCAGCUGCUCAGCACCCUGCAGAGCCCCCUGGAGAGCCUGGAGCUGGCCUUCUGUGCUCUGCUGCCUGAGGAUCUGCGCUUUCUGGCACGGAGCCCACAUGCCGUCCAUCUCAAGAAGCUGGACCUUAGUGGCAACGACCUGUCCGGCGGCCAACUCGAGCCUUUUCAGGGCUUACUGCAGGCGGCUGCGGCCACGCUGCUGCACCUGGAGCUGACCGAGUGCCAGCUUGCGGACCCCCAGCUGCUGUCCACGCUCCCUGUGCUGACGCGCUGCGCCAGCCUCCGCUACCUCGGCCUCUACGGCAACCCGCUGUCCAUGGCGGGCCUCAAGGAGCUCCUCCGGGAUUCAGUGGUGCAGGCUGAGUUACGCACAGUGGUGCACCCCUUCCCUGUGGACUGCUACGAAGGCCUUCCCUGGCCGCCGCCGGCUUCUGUCCUGCUGGAGGCUUCCAUCAACGAAGAGAAGUUUGCUCGCGUCGAGGCCGAGUUGCACCAGCUGCUACUAGCCUCAGGCCGUGCGCACGUGCUUUGGACCACAGACAUUUAUGGGCGCCUGGCAGCAGACUACUUCAGCCUAUGACCUCCAGGCCGCACUGGGGUUCAGGGCUGCUGCAGACCCCUCCUUGCCUUAGGUAGACGGACCCUUCCCUGGCAACCUGCUGGAGGCCUGACACGAGGCCCUGGUCUCAGGUUUCUUUGCUCCUGGGCGCUGUGGGCCUUCUUUUGCUUUGGGCAGUGCCGUUUGGUUUGCCUUGAGCCCGUGCCCGUGACUGGCUGACUGUGGGCUUCAGGGCUGGAUUCCAGGCCUGCACGGCCAGAUUCGGUUUGGGUGUUCUCUCUAGGCCCUUCCCAAGAGCGGACUGCCCUGGGGCUGAAGCUGGAACACGGACCUGCUUCAAGGAGCGCUGGGUCUCCCUGCCCUGGCACCCAGGAGACCACCUGGCAGGGCUUUGGAGCCAGAAGGUGUCGUUAAGGUACAACGUGCAGUGUGUUUGGAACUCGAA